AUGAUUUACGAACAAGGUACGUUUUAAUAUUCAUAAUGAACGGGUAAUAUAAAUAAUACAAUAAUUUAAAAAAAAAAAUGUAUUAAUUUAGAUAAAAUCCAUAAUUUACCAGAGCGUCAAUUUUCUGAAAAGACUGAUAAAUCAAUAAAAAAUUAUAGCGAGACAUCCGGUGCCAUCCAACAACGAAUUAAGCGGUUUCAAACAAAUUUACACGAAAUACACGAACAAGAAACAUUAGUGACAUGCAAGUUAAAUAAUGGGAUAAAAGAACUAAAUAAUCAAAUAAAAAGACUCUAUGUCGGUUUAACGCGGUUAGAUGCUCGAGUUAAUAGAAUAAAACGAGGACUGAACGAACAAAAAGCGAUUGCCGACUGUGUACAAAUGAAAGACAAACUUAAAAACAUUUACGUUGAACUAAAUCGAAUAUUCAAAACUUUAUCGAUGAUGGACGAAAAUGGAAUAUGCCGUUGUAAAUGUCCGUUAGAUAUUACUAGUAUUACUAGUACUAAACUAACACACGUAACUGAUAUACCGUUCGAGUUAACAACGUUCGGUUCGGAGAAUACCGAUGAUGCACAAUUUAUUAGUAGUAAUCCGACUGAAAAAACGAAGCAAUUAAAAAAAAUUGUACUGUCCAAUUAUGAACCUCAAAAUGCAGUACAUAAUUAUAUGAAAAUUACGCCCAGAAGCAUUUUUACCGACAAGGAAAUUAUCGUUAAAACAACAGACAAAGGACACGAUUUCACUACGUCAAUAACUAUAACUGAUACCACUACUACUACGGAAGAAAAUAUCAAAACCACGGAAAUAAAAGAAGACAUGUCUCCAGCAAUGUCGAAUACAGUUACUAAUUUUGUAGAUUUUAACAAUAACAAUAAUGCUCAAACAGUUGAACCACGACCUUUUACUACCGAGACACCGACAAGUACAACUGCAGAAAGUAUGGAUUUAAACGAAACUACUGAAAUUACUAAUUUAAAUUAUGACGGAACAACACAAAAGGAAAGUUUAAAUAAAAAUUUAGUAUCAAAAUUAACGACCGUAAAUGAAAAUGUUUUAGAAUUUAAUACAGAAACAUCGGUUUCUAAAAAAUAUGAUCAUAAAACUGAAGUUACAAGGGAUUUCGAAUUAACAAUCACAAAUGACAGUAUUUUAAAGUCAACUACAGAAGUAUCGAAUUCUGAAAAAAAUUAUAACAAUGCUUAUAUCACUGAAGAAUUCUCUUAUGAAUUAAUAAAUAAAAGUGAAGAUAUUUCCGAAUUUACCACGGAACUAUCGGUUACUAAAAAAUAUGAAACCAACACGGGGAACAUCAAUAAUACAGAUAUUACUUUGAAAUUAACAAAUGAAAACUACAAUACUAAAGAAUCUUCAUCAACUAUGUCUAUGUCGAUUUCCGAUACGAAUAAUGUUAAAGGAAGAACAUCUUUGGAAGUUCAAGGUGAACUAAAGGACGAAAAACAAUUUAAUCAAUCGACAAUGAGUAAUACGAACCAAUAUGUUUGGUAUCCAGUAUGCUUUUAUCCAGUACCGUGUACACAAAAUGCAUCGAAUCACCAAAAAACUAUUCAAAACGUUAGUAAAAACACGAUACUGUAUUCCGCACAAUCGCUGAAAACUUAUAAAAAAAAAACACCUAUUACCGAUGCCACAAUAAUUCAAAAUAGUUAUCCAAUAAUAUCAUAUUGUCCUGUAGAUAUGGUUUGUUCAAAGACCGAUUUUGUAAAAGAAGGAAAUAUAACUAUGUUACACUGUAUGUUACAGCCCACAUUUUAUAGGUCUAUAAAUAUAAACACAAAUACUAUAAAUACCCCAUACCGACAUAACUACGAAUAUAAUAAAACAAAAAGCUCGGUCACGGUGGAAUCUAAACUUUCAAGAGAAAGCGACGAAAUUUUAAUAGGUAAAAAAUUAAUAUUGUAUAGUUUAUAAAAGUAAAAAUCUAAUCAAGAAAUUAUGUUUUUAUUAUUACUAUUUUUUUUUUUUUUUUUUUUUUUUUUUUUUUUUUUUUUUUAGGUAAUGUGAAAUGUCCUUUAAAUACGUUCCCAUGUGUGGACAAUCUCGGGUGUGUGGACACACAAAACUGGUGUGACGGCAGAAUACACUGUAACGAUGCGAGUGACGAAAGUCAAUGUAAUUGUAAAGAAAGAAUAGACAGGGACAAAUUGUGUGACGGAUAUUAUGAUUGCCCGAGUGGAGAAGACGAACUGGGUUGUUUUGGUACAUAAUUAAGGGUAUUAAAUCACCAUAAAUGCUAAUUUAAUUGAGUGUUCUAUUUAUGUAGGCUGUAAUAAUGAAACAUUUAGCUGCGGCGAUUGGGAUAUAGUUUCACAGCGUUCUAGCUGUUUUGAGAGAAAAAAUCGCUGUGAUUACAUCAACCAUUGUCCCAACGGUCGUGAUGAAGACGAGUGUACUUUGCUAUCGAGAGAUCUCGAAAAUCAAAAUCAAGUGAGUUUUUGUAUAGAAAUAAAAAAAAAAUAUAUUUAUAUACAGUGUCCCACGAUGAUUUGCCACUUGAAAUUACUUUUGUUCCGUUCAACAUUUUUGAUAUAUAUAUAUAUAUAUUUUAUUUUUUAAUAAUUAGUAUACAGUUUAUAUAUAAAUAUUUUUUUUUAAAGGGGACUUAAUGUAAAUAAAAAAAAAUCAUUUUGUAAAAUAGAUUUUUAGAUAAUUUUUGGUAGUUGAAACUUUUGUUAAAAUAUGGUAUUUUAUUUUUUACGAUUUUUUGAAGGUUUUGCAAAUGUAAAUAUUACCUAUUGUGGGUAUUCUAUUACAAUAUUUAAUCAGUUAUUAAUUAGGGUAUACGCCAAGGAUUUUCUUUUCCAUGAGUUAAUAUCGUGCAAUAUUAUCAUAUUAUAAAUAAUGGGUAUUGGAAAAGUAAAUCAAUAUUGGUAAUUUAUGUUGAUAAACAAUAUUGUUAUGAUUGAAAAGAAAAUUAUUCAAAUUUUCAAAAAUCGUAGAAAAUAAAAGACCAUACAUUAACAAAAGUUUCAAACACCAACAAUUUUCUAAAAAUCUAUUUUACAAAAUGACUAUUACAAAUUUUUUAUUUAGGGUCCAUCUACCUCUAAAAAAAAAAAAAAAUAUUCAUAUUUUAACUGAAGAGCAGAGGCAUACUUAUUAUUUAAAAAAAAUAUAUUCAUCGAAAAUAUUGAAUAAAACAAGUUAUUUCAAGUGGCAGAUCAUCAUGGGACACCCUGUAUAUAUUGGUAAAUUGGUAUACGUUGUAUAUUAUAACUAUAUAAAUUUGCGUCAUGUUAUGUCCUAGAUAUUUUUCAUUUCGUAUUCGUCCGGUUAUCUACAUCACAAUUGGAAAGGAAAUUGGUACCCAGUAUGUGAUGACGAUAGAAUUGGAACUCGGGCUGAAAAAACCUGUAUAACUGAAUCCGGAGAAAAAUCCAAGUACCUACCUAUAUAAUAUUAUACAAUUAUUGUAAACAAAUAUCGUUUGUCGAAUUAUAAUUUAUAAACAAAUAUAUUUACUUUGCGAUAACAGGCCAAAUAGUAUACAAUAUAUUGUAAACGAACCGAUCUCUUACAAUGGGCUUUACAUCAGCAUCGACGGAAACAAUCACAUCUCGUUGCUUGAUUCGUGCAAGCAUCAAGGGGUUCUAGUGGAAUGCGAACCAGAGGUCUGCGGUAUACGGUCCGAUUUGAAAUUCAAUAAAAAUAUCGAUCCCGACCGAAUGAAAAGAAACCAAUACUCUGAAUACUCGAAUAACAUUACAUCGCGAUACGCGAGGUCCAAAGACCCUAGAGUAGUAGGUGGCAUUGCCAGCAACCCGGGUGCGUGGCCAUGGCUCAUAGCACUCUACCAGGAUGGCAUAUUUCAUUGCGGAGGUGUUAUUUUAAGUGAUAAAUGGGUGUUGACCGCAGCGCACUGCGUUAAUCAGUGAGUAUCUAUCGAAUUAUUCAAUCUUGUUAUAUAUAUAUAUAUAUAUACAAAGUGAUUUUUUUAUCAUGGACCAGCAAUUUUUUCGGGGAAUUUUAAAUGAAUUUGACUUCUGUUUUUUUUUAAUCAUUAUGUAAUCGGUUAAGCUUUUUAAAACCAUUUUUAAUUUUUUAAUCCUACUCUACAAAACCUUAAAUACUUAAAUACUUUUGUUUUUCAAAUAUGAAUCCCCCUUUUUGAACACAGAUUUGAAAAGAGAAAAUUUGUCUAGAAAUGUUGAUAUGCAUAACGCCAUAACACUAAUAUUAGAUUUACCGUUUAUAAGUUAUAACCGUUUAAAGUUUAAACUGGAGGAAUAGGGAAGAGUUAUAGAGGUGCAAUUUAUUACCCUACUCCAUUCCUCCAGUCUAAACUUUAAACGGUUAUAACUUAAAAAUGGUAAAUCAAAUAUUAGUGUAAUGCAUAUCAACAUUUCUAGAAAAAUAUUCUUUAUUCAAAUCUGUGUUCAAAAAAGAGGGGGGGUUCAUAUUUGAACAACAAAAGUGUAUACUUAUUCAAGGUUUAUGAAGUAGGAGUAAAAAACUAAAAAUGGUUUUAAAGCGCUUAACCGAUUCCAUAAUGGUUAAAAAAAAACCAGAAAUCAAUUUCAUUUAAAAUCCCCGAGAAAAUUGCUGGUCCAUGAUAAAAAAAAUCAUUCUGUAUAUUGCAUAUACGUUUAAAAUGUUCUAUUAUAUAAUAUAGGUACCAGAAACAUUUUUAUGAAGUACAGGCAGGAAUAUUACGAAGGUUUUCGUUUUCACCCAUGGAACAAUUGCGAAUAGUUACGCACGUAAUUGUCCAUACUCAGUAUAGUAGAAGUACGAUGGUGAACGAUUUAGCAGUAUUAAGAUUAGAACACGGUCUAGAAUUCAACCGUUGGAUUCGUCCGGUUUGUUUGCCCGAUAAUAAAUUGAAUUGGAUUCCGUAUCCGGGAACAAUAUGCACAGCUGUAGGAUGGGGAGCUACAGUUGAACACGGACCGGACCGUAAGCCAAUCACUAUAUACAUUUUUUCUCAUUUGCUCUCGGUCAUUGAGACCACGCUGCUAAACAGAUUCCUCUCCAUUUAUCUCUAUCUUCUGAAGCUAUCCUUCAUGACACAUCUGUCUUAUUUUUCCCACAUCGGCUCUCACACAAUCUUCCAAUCUUCUUUAAUCUCCCUAGAAGAGGUCUCUUCUUAUCUUCUACCACGUAUGCCCUGCCAACAUCAACCUCCUUCUCCUAAUCUCCAAUGAAAUGUCCGGUGUCUGGAAGAAUGCUUCAAGUUCACGGUUGUGCCGUUUUCGCCAUUCUCUCGUGUGGUUAUCAAAGCAGGGACUUUUAGUCUAGUCUCCUCGGUUUUCCUAAGUGGCCAUGUCUCUGAGACAUUUAGCAAUAUAGACUUUCAGCCUGGCACACCAAAGGACCCUUGAUCUUUUUUCUGAGGCCCCAUCCCCAUGGUUUAAUAUAAUGUUAAAAAUGUAUAUCAAUAUAAAACAAUAUUCAUUAUACAGUGUGUCCCAGAUUUAUUUGACAAAUGCAAUAAUUUUUGUUUUAUUCAUUAUUUAUCACUUAAAAAAAAAAAAUAUUACAAUAUUUUGCUACAACAAUAAUGUUUUAAAAUAUUUUUUUUAUUUUUGGACUCAAAAUUUAAAAUUUAAGAGUAAAAUUGUAUAAAAAAAUGAAAAUAAUUAUUUUGUAAACCCAAUUUUUUGAAAAUUUGUAAUGUUUAUUUUUCUAAUAAAUGUUAAUCCAUUCAUUUUUUAAGUUUAUGAAAAAUUGUAUGAAAUUGCAUAUUUAUCUUAUAAUAACCUACACUUCUCUUAUCUUACUCCAUGCUUAUCAUAUAAUUUUAAUGUAAACACACAAUUUUACAAACAUUUGCACAAACAUAACAUUUGUAAAAAGUCAACAGAUUAAAAUUUAUUAGAACUGUAAGCACCUAAACUUUUCAAAACAUUAGUUAACUAUACAAGUCACUAUAUAAUUUACUAUUAAAAGAAAAAUAAGAAAAUAUGUAAUAAUUUUAAGAUAUUUCAGCGGAUAAUAUGCGUGAAGUAGAAGUACCAAUACUUGCCGAGUGUACACACAAAACUGACAUAGACGGCGGUGAAAUAUGUGCUGGAUAUUUGAGCGGAGGUCACGACACAUGCCAAGGAGACAGUGGAGGCCCACUACUUUGUAGGGAGCCGAAUAAUCUGAACAAGUGGUAUGUGGCAGGCAUAGUUAGCCAUGGUGAAGGAUGCGCGAGACCAAUGGAGCCCGGUGUGUACACUAGAGUGGCGUUAUACAUGGAGUGGAUCAUUAGCGUCACUGGUAAAUUAAAAUAACAUUUGUAUUGCUAUUAUUUUUCCAAUACAAAAUUUAAAUUCGAUUAAUCAAUGUUAGAGGAUGACCAUUUGACCGAUGUACUACGUCCUCAACAGAAUUGUCCAGGAAUCCGAUGUAAAACCGGAAGACACUGUAUACCGACUAAACGCCAGUGCGAUAAGUACGUGGACUGUAUGAACGCGGAAGACGAACAAAAUUGUGAUUAUACCGGUUCUCAGUAUCAUGUAAAUUUGUAUCGGUCGAUAAAUACAGACCAUAGUAAUUUGAAAUACAGUCAGUUGAAAACUGCAGAAGAAGCGUCUACGGAUGUCACGGCAGUAACCACCAAAAGCCCCGGGCUGUCAUCAACAGUGGUGUUUCAAAACACGAAAACAACAUCACCAAAGCCUAAUUUCAAAACGACUCUUCGUCAGAACGAAUACUUGAAAGUGGAAACGUCAAUGGUCAAAGUUACAUCAAACAAAACCAAUAUUACGUUAGGUCAAAACGAUCAACUUUAUAACGUUUUUUUAAAACAGUUAUUAGACAAUCAGUUUACCGAAAAAACUUUCAGCUGCAGAAGGUAUUGUAUAAUGAAAAAUAUGUAUAUUUUUUUUAUCAAUAUUAAUUACUUUCGUCGAUUGAUACCAGAAUAACGCAAGUGGUGUUGUUGAACUACCGGUGUGAUGGGAAAGUAGACUGCGAAGACGGGACGGACGAAGAGGCGUGCGACUGUAAGACGAGAUUAGUGAACAUGUACAAUUCGUCGGCCAUUUGCGACGGGGUCGUGGACUGUCACGGCGGUGCGGACGAAACGACAUGCGGUGUGCCAAUGAAAUGCAAAAGUGAUGAGAUGAUUUGCGAUAAACCAAAUAAAUGCGUGAAAAAGAGCGCGUGGUGUGACGGAAUCAUAGACUGUCACAAUGACGGAAGUGACGAGAAAUAUUGCAGUAAGAAUUGGAUACCUUUAUAAUUAUUAAAUAACUUAUUAUGGCAUUCAAAUUUAACAAACAAACCACCCAGUUACCUUUAUAUACAUAUAUACAUAUUAUGUAUUAUACGAUAAUUCCAAAAUUAUUUUUCAGCGACAAUCACUAACGGUACUACAGCCGUGGUGACAGACGCCAUUGGACGGCUAGAGUUACGGCGGUCAGGCAUGGUGGCCGAAAACAGAAACGGGGUCUGGAAGGUGCGGUGUGUAGAUGAAAAUACGGCUUCGAUUAUCUCACAUGAAACCUGCUAUAAACUAAAUUUCAUGUAAGUAUACUCCUGAUACGUUAUAACAAUAUUUCUGUACGCGUAUUUCAUUUUUCUGUUAAAACUCGAUGGGGUCUUUUAACGGAACGUUUCUUUUCGCUACCGUAGGGGUUCGGUAUACCACACGAGAAAAAUGGCAUGGAAUAAUCCGCUGCCGCUGAACUUGAGUAAACUGGCGAUCGCCGCUGAUAUCUGCCAAGGAGUUUACGUGGAAUGCGGUGCCAGGGUAACGGUCGACACAAGACUGUACCAUUGGCACGUCAACGUCGUAGUUGACGGAAAGCUCGAGAGGACCGGAGUGUUGAUACACGACUCGUGGGUGCUCGUUAAAAGAACUGCUGCGGAUUUAGAGUACCUAUACCUUCCUAACUAUACUCGAAUAAUAUAUAUUUGAUCCCAGGGAAUUAGGGUUUAAGUCAAUUUCGUAGUUUUCAACAUAAGUAAAUGGAAUUUUGAAAAUACGUCAUAUGUGUACUAAUGCUAUACUUAAACCAAAAAAUGAAGGGGAUAAAUUACGUAAGAAAAAAUUUAACAAAAUUCAAAAAUCGACUUAAGCGCUUCUUUCUCGAGAUCAAAUAUAAUAUAGCCGUUAAGAAAAUGUCAAAUAAAAUAACCUUUUUUUCAUUACACAAUCUAAUCAAGUUUGAAGAAAACGUACGUGAUAGCGGUGCUGGGUAGCGGUGCGUAUUCUAGCAUUUGGAUCAAGUCGCCGUACGAACAGGUCGUGCGGGUCGACGGGAUUAGACAAAUGUCUGAAUCUGAUUUCGACAUGCUUCAUUUGGCCGUUCCAGCGACCGUCACCCGGGGCGUCACGCCGUUGGACAUUCCGAUGUUUCAACCGACGCCUGGACCACACCACACGUGCUACGCUAUCGGCUGGUCGGACGACCGAGGCGACAGAACCGAAACCGCUCGUUUGCGGCCAGACACGACACCGUGCGACGACGGUCACAUAUGUUUUACCGUAUCGCAAAAGCCCCAAUCGUGUUCGGUAAUAUAAUAAAACGAUACUCCAUUAUUAUUAUUUCUUUGGUCUCAGGGAACAAGGGUUCAAGUCAGUUGUAGGCACUUUUCGAUUUUGUUUUUUACCAUUUUUUCUAAUGUAAUUAUUUUACCUCUAUUUUUCGAUCUAAAUGGCAUGAGUAUAAUGUAGGUAUGUUCUAACACGUGUUAUACACGUGCCAAUUAAAAUAUAUUAUGUCACUGCGUUAUACUUACUUUUUGUUAGGCAAGAGAUGCAUCAUAAGUCAUAUUUAUUAUAUAGAAAUUGGUUAGCCAUUUAGUAAUUAUGUCAUUAUGCCGUUUAGAAAUAUUUUUGUUUUCGAAACAAAAUUUACAGCUUGUAUUGAAAACUAUGUACAAUUGAUUUAAACCCUUCUCUCUUAGGACCAAAUAUGUUUGCAUUUAUUAUGACAUACAAUUCGAUAGUUAGAAAGUAAAUUAGGACUUUGAUUUUCAAAUAAUUGUUUAGGAGACCCAAAAAAACAGAAUUUGUAACAUAUACACUUUGUUAAGGCAAUGAGCAAAUUUCCGCCUAAACCUAAACAACUGUCGCUUACUCCUUCAAGAAAUUAUCGCUUACGCUCUAAUAAAAUUAAAAUGGAUGUGCAAUUACGCCGUUCAUGAUAUAAUAAUAGUAUAUACAUAAAAAUCUAUAUUUUUAAAAAAAUAAUAAUUUACGCCAUUUGGCCAUUUUAUAUCAUCUAACCUCGUAACACAAUAGUAAUAUGUUAAUUCUAAUUUGAUUAUAACAUUGUUCAGGACGGAAAAAAUACGUCUCACGUGACCGCGGUUGUCUGCGAGUCGAUCAUCGGCCUGUUCCUGGCAGCACCGGUUAUUCAGCACACCGUAAACUUUUGCGACAGUAAAACACGCAUUCAACUGCCCGAGGCUGAAAAUUUAAUUAACCAGAUUGUGGACAUUCUCGGUAAAUAUAUUGCACAGCUGACCGUCGUUUCGGUUAACAGGAGGCAUUUUCAAAAUAUUAUUAUCGGUUUUGUGCGUUUAUAGACUGCGAAUUCAUAAAACCGACACCGGCGCCCGUUUGCAACGGCAACCGUUGUAAACUCGGCGAAUGCGUACCGUGGGAAAAAGUGUGUGACGGCAUACCCAAUUGUCGAGACGAAGAAGACGAAAUGAUUAAAAUGUGUAAAGCAAGAACCGAUAAAUGCAAAACCAACGACACCCUAUGCAGUAAUUAAACAUAAUUGCGAUUUUUUUUUUUUUUCUAAAUAACGCUAAAAAUGUUAAUAUUUUUACGUUAAUACGUUAAUACUUUAAUAUACAAUAUUAUAAUUAUACCCAUAACGUUAUAAUUUAAAUCACCAUUUAAUUACAUCUGUGAUUAUUUUACACGUACAGCGUACUUACCUAAUUUAUAAUGCGUACUACGAAUAAGUAAUGCGUAUAAUAUAAUAUUUUCUUUUUUUAGUAUGCGACGUGGGCAGUUUCCGUUGUGCCAACGGCAAGUGUGUAGAGAAAACUACGUUUUGCAAUGGAAUCAACGACUGCGGUGACGGAACCGAUGAACCGAAAAACUGUCAGAAAAACACAUGCGUCGAAUAUCUUAAGCUCACUGCCCCGGAAAGGUUGUGCGACGGACGUUGGGAUUGUUUGGACAAGACGGACGAGGAGUUCACCAACUGUCCAGGUUACUGCAAUAAAACGAACGUUUAUCAAUGUCAAUCGUAAGUAUAAUAAUAGUAAAGAAAAAAAAAGCUAAUAUUGCUAAUGAUUGAACCGUUAUAUAUUGUUGGUGAGAAGUCAGGAAGGUGGGGUACAGAUCAAUUUAAUUUAUAUCUAUACGUGGCAAUUAAUCAUUGGUAACAAAAAAUGAUUCUGAGCGAAGCUGGAUAUUAAGCAUAGAAAAUUGUACCACAUCAAGAAAAUAUUAAUAUUAGUAUUCUAUGAAAUUGUCAAGACCCUAUGAUUACUAUUAACUGAAAAAAAAAAAUUGAAAUAACAGAAACUGUUGUGUGUAAAUUUCCCCGUUGUUUUCAGUUUUUCUCAGUUAUCAAGAAAACUAUGGGAAAAGUAAAAUAAUAACCUUUUCAGUGGACUAACUAUACAAAAUGUAAUAUCGGAAACAACCUCUGAAGAAGAUUUAUGACAAACAUUUUUUUCACAAACAAAAUAAAUAAUUAUAAAAAAUAGUACACAUCAUAAUAAAACCAAUACAUUUAUCGAUUCGCUAAAAAUCUAAAAAAAAUAAUAAAUGUUAUCUGGAAUAAUUUUAAAUUUUUUAAACUAUGCAUAUAAUGAUAAUAAUUCAUAGCUCUUCUGAACUAGAUUCCGUAUUUGUCUUGGUAUGAAGUAUUUACAGUACUUAUUUUACACAUCUUAAAGUAAAACUUAUAUACAAUAAUACAUGCCUAACUUCGCCCACAAUCUAAAAUAUGAAAAUAAAUUUUAAAAAUAAUACUUAAGUAUUGUUUUACUUGUCUUAUAUUAUAUUAUGCAUGUAGAUCAAAUAAAUGCAUAUCGUCGGAAAAUGUAUGCGACGGUGAAGGAGAUUGUCCCGAAUCUGACGACGAGGCUGAAUGUCUCGGAUUAAUACAUCCGACUAGAAGAAAUUAUGCCAAGUACGUAUUACUACAACAAUUUAAUUUACUUAUUUCUAUAUGCUUAUGGAAGAACAAUAAAUUUCAUACAUUUCAUGGCAAGCACGGUUUAAAUUUAUCUCUAUUUACUAGGCCGUAAUAAUGAGGCUGGGGCUGUAUAUACUGCGAAAUAGGUUUAAAUCAAGUCGGCCAUACGAUUUCGUUGCCGGGUAACGAUUAUUUUCUUUAUACUGAACUUAUACUGAACCUCCGGUUAAAUUUUCAAGCAAUUCCGUUAAACAAUUUUAUCCUAAGAGUAUUUCUAAAAUAAAAAUUACGGAAUAAAAUUUAAAUUAAAUAAAAAUAAAAAUAUUUAUUAAUAGCUCAAAAAUGGCUUAAAUAAUUUUAAUAUUCAUCCAUGUCUAUAAAACGCAAACUUAAGUUUUCUGUACAAACUUUAAGUCUCUACGAAUAUGUUUAACUGAAUAAUAUCAAAAAAAAGAAAUUAAAAAUUAUUUUGAAAAAUGUUCCCGUUCUUUCUAUCUACGUUUUUUUCAGUUUUGCUCAAUCAUUAAAAAAAACUAUAGAGAAAAUCAAAAACGAUUUUCUUAAUCAACAUUAAAAUGCAAUAAAAAAAGGGUCUCUUGUCAUUUUUCGAUUAAUUCAAUAUUUCUGGUAGAAAACAUUGUGCGUAAAAGUUUAAAAUAAUGAAAACGUACACCGUAAAUUUGUUCGUUUUAAUUUUUUGUCUUUUUUCGGUUUUACCCAAUUACCUAUUAUAAAAACAUCAUGGAAGAUCAAAAAAUAACUUUUUUCUAGAGCAUCCAGACUCAAAGUGUAACAAAAAAGGUUUUGUUGGAUUUUUUGAUUAAAACAAUAUUUCUAGCUAUUAAAUAUUAAAUACAACGGUACAAACGACAAAUAUUGCGCAUACUAUCUAGCCGACGACGGGCGUCUUAUUAUAUUAUUUAAAUAAAUAAAUAAUGGACUAUUAGUAAUAGUUUUUAAAAAUUAAUUAUAUAUAAUUACAUUAAACAUAAUAGGUUACCUAUAAAACCCGACCAAGAGUACGUAAUAAUAAUUAUUUAAAAAUGUAAUAUAAUAGUUGUCCCUAAAAAUCGUAGUUGUUAACUUUUAUAUUGACUUUUUUGCGUACCUACUAAUAUUCCAAAGUCGUGUCAUGAUUUUAUUAUUGUGUUGUUAUAUAAAUACAAUAUAAUAUAUAUGCCCAAUAUAUGAAUUUUUAACCGGAGGGGACGUAGCAAAUAAUAGAAUUGUGAAUAAAUCGUAAAAUCACCUUCUAGCUCUACUCGACUAGACCCUGAAAAAAGCCAAUUUCUAAUCAACACAUCGAGCUUUUUUUCGUGACUUAGCUGAAAUAUUAGCAUUUCGAUAUUAUAGACCCUCCCCUGUGCACACCACUGAUAUAUAGUUAUUAUUACUUCAUUUUGCUUCAACUUAUUUAUACGAAACAGUAUUGUCAAUAUUAGCGACAAUAAAAAACAAACAUCGCUUCAGAAUGAAUGUCGAAGCAGAUUUAAGAGUGGCAGUUUCAAAUAUAAAACCCAAUUCAAAUUUAAUUAUGUCUACAAUUCAACCACAAGGGUCUCAAUGUCUCAUUAAAUCAUGCAGUUUUAUAAUUUAAAAUUAUUAAUUAUAAGUAUAACAAUUUCGUUAUUUUUUUUUUUAUGUUUUGAAAUCAAAAUGUUGAAUAAAUUAAAUUAAACAAAUAUUAAAAUUGCCUAAAUAUAACGAUUUAAUUUAUACGACUAUAAUUAUUGUAUACAUUAAGUAAAUAUAUACGUAUUAUACACUUAUGUAAUGUUAAUAGGAUGGGGGAAUCGCCUCAUCGAAAUAAAUUAAUGUGGGGGGCCGUGGACCAAAAAAUAUUGCGCACCACUGAGCUAGUACACCAAAAAUUUCAUUAUCAGUAACUUACUAACGAAAUUCGUUAUUAAUGUCCUUUAAGUAAAUGUAAUUUUCUCUUUUCAGUUAUUCAAUUUAAAUUGAUAAAAAUAAUAAAAUUACUGAUAACUGGUACCUAUUUUCUAGGGGGCCCUGUCUUAAAAUGUUUAAAAAAAAGGGCCUACCAGAAUUUCCCGGUAUCCCUGUAGCCCAAUACGUGCCUGCACACAAUACAUAAUCGUGAAUCAUGAUACUUGAUGUCACUGGACAACUUGUACAUUUAUUUGCACGUUACUUAAAAUAUUUUCUACUUAAUACCUAUACAAUUUGAUGAACAUAAAUAUAUAUUACUGCAGUAUUUUUACCAAUGAUAUCAUAAUUUAAAACAUUAUUUUUAGAAACGAAGGCGUUUUGGCGAUAAGAUCCUAUGGAAAUUGGCACGCGCAGUGUAUAACCGAAGACUACACCAAUGUCAAUUACCAAUCGCUAUGCAAAGGAUUGGGAUUCAAAUACGCGGUGGGCAUUAAAAAAGUAACUACCGCUAAAGUAGAAUUUGAAAACUUCAUGAUUGUUCAGCUGAAUCCUAAAACAGACGUCGCCAUUAGAUCGGCGACUAAAAAUAUUCUACAGUUCUCGGGCCACACAUGUGUGGCUGUAUAUGUGGUCUGUUCCAGUUCAUAGACGUCUACGUAUAUAGUAUAAAUUAUUCAUGUAUACCUAUCUAGUUCACUCCCUUUUUUUUUUUUUUAUAUAUAAAUUACUGUAUAAGAAAAGUAUACUAGCGGUAAAUAUAAUCAUAUUUAAAGACAUCGGAUUAGUUUUAAGGAAAGGUUAAUAAAUAUUGUACAUUUAUAAUUUUAUGAAAACUUACAAUAUUGUAUUGCUCUAAAGAUUGCCUCUAAUAUAUUAAUAAAGUAUUAAAAUAAUUACAUCAUACAAAAUGUAGGUAUAGAUGUAUAAUUAUAUUAUAAUGUUUAAAGGUAUAUAGCAAACUAAUAUUGUUGUGCCUACUUAUAACAUGACGUAUUGUGCAAUUUUCUAUAAUACACAUAUGUAUUACAAGAUUAUAAUAUUAUUAUAUAGUUAUUUAGUAAGAAAGUUGUAAUAAAUUAUAAAUUGAAUAGGUUAAAUAUCUUUAUUGAAUAAUAUGAAUUAAAUAAUAAUGUUUUACAUUACAAGAUCUGCAUCUAAAAUUCUUAUACACUUAUACAAAAAUAAAUGUAUUUUAAUAAAUUUAUAUUUGUAUUAAAUUAUAGUAUUAGUACCUAUCUACUUCAGAUUAUUUAUUCCCAAGUCUUAAAGACUUAAUAAAUAUAUAGGGCUAAAUUCAUCAACAUAAGUAAUGUUACAUUUAUUGUUG
Molecule: messenger RNA, 14280 nt
Organism: Cinara cedri
Lineage: Eukaryota; Metazoa; Arthropoda; Insecta; Hemiptera; Aphididae
Source: the annotation of a GenBank genome assembly